AUGUUGUGGGUCAAGAUCUUCAAAUUUUCAUUUUUAGUGGAACUGUUUGUAGCAUUCACCGAAGUAGAUGCCAAAAUGUCGGUAAUAAUUCCGUAAUUUUUGGGUGGAUUGCAUUUCGUUCGGUGUCCUAGCGUCUUUUAAAACAGUUGAACAAUCCGAAGAAAUGAAUUAAUCAUUGCGUGAUAUUUAGAACAAACUUUUAACAGGCACCCAACAGCAGGCCUUCUGACCUAUUUUUUUCCUUAAAUCUUUAGUUUCCUUUAGCGGAAGGGGACGAUAGCUUCGUUCGAGGAACUUUUCCUGAUGAUUUUAUUUGGGGCGCAGCAACAGCAGCGUAUCAGAUCGAAGGCGCCUGGGACGAAGAUGGGAAAGGACCAAGUAUAUGGGACACUUUUUGCCACGUCGGAAGGAAAAUUCACAACAAUGACACUGGAGAUGUCGCAUGCGAUAGUUACCACAAAAUCGACGAGGAUAUAGCCCUUCUGAAAAACCUCGGAGUAGGUUAUUACCGAUUUUCCAUCUCCUGGUCCAGGGUUUUACCCCUGGGAACAACAGAUAAAGUUAAUCCCUUGGGAGUCGAAUAUUACAACAACCUAAUUAAUGCAAUGUUAAGCAAUGGCAUCAAGCCGGCUGUUACACUCUAUCACUUUGACCUGCCUCAGGCUUUGCAAGACAAGGGUGGUUGGCGUAAUCCCAACAUACCUGAUAUUUUCAAUGCUUAUGCAAGAUUUUGUUUUAAAGAGUUUGGAGAUAGAGUUGGAAUAUGGAUCACAAUUAAUGAGCCACACGAGGAAGCACUAGAUGCAUAUGGGCUUGGUGCUUUUGCUCCAGGUAUAAAGGAGAUGGAUGCAGGACCAUACCAGGGUGAGCUUUAUAGAGGCAGUCACUGGCAGGAUAACUUUCUACAAGUGACAUGCCCCCACCCCCAUAAGGGAACUCCCAUAUUAGACAAGACAGAUAUGUGCCACUGAACAGGGUUUAUGGUUUUCAGGGUCUUAACUCUUAAACAGGGUGUGCAAUUAACACUAUUUGGCGUCUUUAACAGGGUGUGAUUUUGGCCGAGAAGCCUUUAAAAGAAUUUUAGGGCUGCAAAUGAGCGGUCUGCAUUAAUUUUGUGUGGCACCAAUGAUUUUUUCCAAAAAUUUAGUCCUAUGAUGUUAGUCUGAAAAUUUACCUCAUUGCUGUAUGCAAAAUGGAAUGAAUAAUCCACAGGGUAGUGAGCAAUUUUUGUCUUAAACAGGGUCAGGUUUUGAAGGCUUUGGCGGCCAGCUCUACCUAAACUUCUUUUGAGUGCAGCCUCUGGGGAUGGCCCCUUAAAAUUAUGAUGUCACCAAAAUUUUGACAAAUACCCAAUGCAGAUUAUUCUGAACGAAAAGUGCUGACAUUCUUCUACUGCAAGUUGAAAAUAUUUGAGGUACAAAACAGGGACAUGUGUAUACUUCACCGCUUGCCCCUUUAACAGAACUGUUACACCAGAAAAAGUUUAAGCAAUUUAAAUAUACAACUUUUUAUGGAUAUUGUAAUAACAUUUUAAGGUGAAAUGUAACAAGCUUUCAAAACAAGCUGAUUACAACUGAUACUUUAUUUCACCCAGAGAAAAAAUUCGGAUUUCUUCCCUCAUGUAACCAGAGAAACAUGGAGACAUACAGAUGGGCCAAAUUAUGACCCAAGGAAUAUAGGGUUAUGAAAUGUGGAACUUGUAUAAACAGGAAAAAAGUUUCUGUUCACAAGCAGAUGGGAUUUAAGUUGGGGUGUGUAUUACUGGGUGUUUUAGGGUAAUUUCUCAAUUCCUUGCUUUGUUAGUGGUAAAAUAUUAAUGAAAACCCCUGCUACUGUCUUUGAUUUGAUACAGCUGGCCACAAUAUGCUACUUGCUCAUGCAAAAGCCUGGCAUACCUAUGAUAAAGAAUUCCGAAGUGCCCAACAGGGCAAAGUAAGCCUUGUCGUCAAUGCGCAGUGGUAUGAACCAAAGACAAACAAGGAAGAAGACAUUAAAGCUGCGGAUCAUGGUAUGCAGUGGUUUCUGGGCUGGAUGGCACAUCCUGUGUUUAUUGGAGAUUAUCCUGAGGUGAUGAAAACACGGAUCUUUGAGAAGAGCAAGGCAAAAGGGAUUCCUUCUAGGUUAGUUCAUGGAGCAAAACACCCCCCAAGGUGCUUUGGAUUCAAAAAACCCAAAUUUUAUGAUCAAGAAACAGCUUUUAUUUACUUUGACCCCCAGAUGGUACAAAACAGCAUUUAACUGACAAGUUAAGAAUAAUUACCGGUAUGGUUUGUUUAAACUGUUAAAACUCCCAGCUGUACUUGUAGCUGUGAUCCCAAGGAGGGGGGAGGGGGGGAGAGGCUCCGCCCCAAGUUCAAACCCCUUACUCUUUUACAUGUCAUUUUAGACAGAAAAGGUAUCCCUUUGAUAUACCUUCCAUUGACCAAAUGGUCCCCCUUUAAUUUCACAUACCUUAACUUAAUAAGAAAUAAGUUGAAAUACCUGAAGCCUGAAAAGGGUUCCAGGGCGAUUAUAGCGAGUGCAAGCAGCUGCAAUGUCUCUGCCAAGCCAAGUGAAGCUGUGGAAAUGGUACUCAUCUAUAGCCUGAUAAAUUAACUUGAAAUUUUUUGAAAUAUUAAUCUGAAAAAUAGACUUUCAUUGUUGGCAAUGUUUGUUUUAUUAACCUCCUUAGGCUUCCAGCAUUCACAGAAGAACAAAAGAGGUCAUUAAAGGGAACCUCUGACUUUUUGGCCCUCAAUUUCUACUCUGUUUCAUAUGCUGAGCAUCAUGACCUAUCUAAGGAUGAAAAUGUUACCUGGGGCUACUUUACAGAUCAGGAAAUGAAGACUUCUAGAGAUCCCUCCUGGCUCAAAGGUCAGUGCACCUUUUCAUUACCUACCUGCCACACCUUUCUACCCCCUCUUGAAAAUAAAAGGUAGUUGAAAUAUCAAAGCACGAAGACCUUCCCUUUUCUGUUUGUGGUCAAGACACUGCAGUGGCUUUAAUUCUGUACCCUUCCGUUCCAAAGGUUAUUAAAGCCACUUUUAAUAUGAGCAUGAGAUCAUGCAUUUUGGAGAAUACUACUUUGGAAUUUUAGCCAGCCAUAACCUUGGAAUUAUCAAUCUUUCCUGUUGCUGGUCAGAACAUAGAGAGAUGUAAUGGUGUGAAAAGUGAUAUUUGAGGCAUAUGAAUUUACUGUGAAAGGUCAUACUAAUAUUGCAUUCAAUCAUGUUCUAGAAGUCAAAUAUUAAGGUCCCUGGCAAUCUGUCUCUCUCUAAGAGCAUAUAUUAAAUAUAUAUUUUCUUAGGAGACCAGAUAAGAGUAUUUAAGUUAGUAACUCAGGAGUUAGGUCCUGUGGAGUGAAGAAAGUUUACAGGGUAGAAAUACAGGAUGGUAUCACAUGGCUGUGCUCUCAGAAAAAUUGAAGAGAGCGCAGACCUCUGAAUUUGUGAAAUCUGGGAUGCCCAGCAUAUGAUUUACAUAAAGAAAAUACGAUUUUCUAGUCACCCAGGAGCUUAAGUUAGGCGCCAGGGGCCACUCGGCUCUGCUAGAGCACAGUGGCCUGCCUUGUAUCAUGAGAGUGGAAACAUCACUGACUUCAAUAAAGUGAAAAACUAUCCCAAGUUGACAAGAUUUCUUUUAAACUCUCCCUUGCAAAUCAUUAAUUUGUUCGAGUGCAUAAUGUGUAGCACACUUUCAUUAGCAGUAAAAGAUAUGACUUGAUUUAGUGUGCUUGUUUUUGUAACAAAAUGACAAUGGUGCCCAAUGAGCCAGGACCACCCUUCAUUAGUGACAGAUCUUUCCUAAUAAAUUUCGUUUUAAAUUGACUCAUUAGGUGAUCCGUCUUGGUUGUACUGUGUUCCCUGGGGCAUGCGCAAGAUGCUGGUCUGGCUUAAAGAGCAGUAUAACAAUCCCGAAAUCAUUAUCACUGAAAAUGGCUUCAGUGUCCAUGGAGAACAUGAUUUAGAGCUUCCUGUUGCUCUUGAUGACAAAGACAGGGUCACUUACCUCAGGGGAUACAUUAAUGAGGCUUUGAAGUCUGUAAAACUGGACGGUGUUAAACUAAAAGGAUAUUUUGUUUGGUCAUUGAUGGACAACUUUGAAUGGGAUGAUGGUUAUCCGUUUAGAUUUGGUAUUCAUCAUGUAAACUUUGAUGAUCCCAAACGCCCACGCACUCCAAAAAGAUCUGCACAGGUCUACAAGGAGAUUGUGGCAAAUAAUGGAUUUCCUUGAAUUGAAUACAGUGACA
Molecule: messenger RNA, 4228 nt
Organism: Porites lobata
Lineage: Eukaryota; Metazoa; Cnidaria; Anthozoa; Scleractinia; Poritidae
Source: the annotation of a GenBank genome assembly